This is a messenger RNA of Hyaena hyaena (striped hyena), 2500 nucleotides long. RefSeq names its product syntaphilin (gene SNPH). The record is from RefSeq and is a predicted model, not a curated record. Bases 1 to 1713 code for a protein of 570 amino acids. Gene Ontology annotation, cellular component: mitochondrion; cytoplasmic microtubule. The transcript has 4 exons. NCBI's taxonomy places the organism in Eukaryota, Metazoa, Chordata, Mammalia, Carnivora, Hyaenidae. Gene Ontology annotation, biological process: neuron differentiation.
AUGCCAGGAAGCGGCCCCGGCGAAAGGAUGACGUGGCCUGGUCCGGCCCUCCCCGCGCCCCCCCCAACGCGCCCUCUCUCCUCAGCCCCGGGGACACCGCCCAUCCCGCCCCUCACCCGGACCCGCAGCCUCAUGGCCAUGUCCCUGCCGGGCAGUAGACGGGCCUCUGCUGGAUCCCGCAGUGGGGGCCCUUUGGGCCGCAGCGGCCUGGCGGUGUUCACCCAGUGUCCGCCGCUGCCUGCCAGCCAGAACGAGCACCUGCCUCUUCUCCCUGCCUCCAGGCGCACCUCUCCCCCAGUGAGCGUGCGGGACGCCUACGGCACCUCCUCUGUCAGCAGCAGCAGCAACUCGGGCUCCUGCAAGGGCAGCGACAGCAGCCCCACACCCAGGCGCUCCAUGAAGUACACGCUGUGCAGCGACAACCAUGGCGUCAAGCCCCCCACCCCGGAGCAGUACCUGACCCCGCUGCAGCAGAAGGAGGUGUGCAUCCGGCACCUGAAGGCGCGGCUGAAGGACACGCAGGACCGGCUCCAGGACCGGGACACGGAGAUUGAUGACCUGAAGACGCAGCUGUCGCGCAUGCAGGAGGACUGGAUCGAGGAGGAGUGCCACCGCGUGGAGGCCCAGCUGGCCUUGAAGGAGGCCCGCAAGGAGAUCAAGCAGCUCAAGCAGGUCAUCGACACGGUCAAGAACAACCUCAUCGACAAGGACAAGGGGCUGCAGAAGUACUUUGUGGACAUCAACAUCCAGAACAAGAAGCUGGAGACGCUGCUGCACAGCAUGGAGGUGGCCCAGAAUGGCCUGGCCAAGGAGGACGGCACUGGUGAGUCAGCUGGCGGGUCCCCCGCCCGCUCCCUCACCCGCAGCUCCACCUACACCAAGCUGAGUGACCCGGCUGUGUGCGGGGACCGCCCACCCGGUGAGCAUCCCGGGGCCUCCACCGAGGACGGGGCUGACAGCGGCUUCGUGACAACCGACGACACGCUGAGCCGGACGGACGCGCUGGAGGCCAGCAGCCUGCUGUCGUCGGGCGUGGACUGCGGCCCCGAGGAGGGCUCGCUGCUCGGCGGCUUCGGCCUAGGCCCCCGCUUCCCCGCCAGCAACACCUACGAGAAGCUCCUGUGCGGCACGGAGGCCGGCGUGCAGGUCAGCUGCGUGCAGGAGCGUGCCAUCCAGACAGACUUCGUGCACUACCAGCCCGACCUGGACGCCAUCCUGGAGAAAGUAACCCGGGCCCAGGCCUGCGGGGCAGUCCCCGAGCCAGGGGGCAGGUGCCCAGAGCCGGAGCCCCGCCCCCCGGGGCCCAAAGACCCCACCUCGGCGGUGGUGGUGACGGUGGGUGACGAGCCCGAGGCCCCGGAGCCCAUCACCUGCGGGCCAAGCCCGCACCGGCCCGGCGCCAACCCCAGCCCGUCGGUGAGUGUGGCGUGCCCCAUGGAAGAGGAGGAAGAGGUGGCUACGGCCGAGAAGGAGCCCAAGAGCUACUGGAGCCGCCACUACAUCGUGGAUCUGCUGGCCGUGGUGGUGCCCGCUGUGCCCACAGUGGCCUGGCUGUGCCGCUCACAGCGACGCCAGGGCCAGCCCAUUUACAACAUCAGCUCCCUGCUGCGGGGCUGCUGCACGGUGGCCUUGCACUCCAUCCGCAGGAUCAGCUGCCGCUCGCUGAGCCAGCAGGGCCCAGCCGGCGGGCCGGGUGGCAGCUCCCAGCUCUGAGGGGCCGGCAGCCCAGCCAGUGGCUCUGGCGGCCCGACCACGGAUUGUAGGGGUGCUGCUCUCCCUCUGGCCCAUUCCCGGAGGGCAGCGUCUUAUUUAUUUAGUCUUGGGUUUGGACGUGUUUUUGUUUUUUUUUAGGAUGUGAACCAUGUCAGGGGGCUGGGAGUCAGGGUUGGGGGAAGGCGUCCCAAAACAUGGACGGGAGACAAGGGAAGAGAGACCGAAGGCAGGGAGGCACAACCGAUUGGACAAAUGGCAGGGAGAGGAGGUGGCAAGGUCACCCCCCACCAGCCUGGCCCUGUUCUCCUGGACCCUCCCACAGGGCAGCCCUGGCCCACAGUGUCUCUGGUGUGUUGAUCUGGAGAGGCUGGGCCCGGAGACUCCGGGAGCCUCCAUGCCCCCACCCCUACGUCCUGUCUGGUGGCCUCCAGCCCACGCCUUCUGUCUCAGGCCACCCCUUGCCCUCGGUCCAGCCUCCUGGGCCAGCAUCAUCUCCUCGCAUGGAGGUGGCUGCCUCCCAGAGUACAGGCAACUGGCCCAGGACUCUGAGCAGGGUCUGCAGCCACCAGCUCCUGGCUGUGAUCCCAGCAUCUGCAGGCUGCUCCCCACACCGGGACUCGAAGCAUCAUCCAGGCCAUGGGCCAGAGGAAAGGCCGUGGUGGGCAAGAGGUGGCAGAGCACAGCGUGGGUUCUCCGUGUCUGUUCGUCCUAGACCUUCCCCAGGGUGUCUUUCCCUCUCGGCGCUUUUGGCCACGUCAGAUCAUUCCUCCCGUGACAGCGGCUAGCA